This is a messenger RNA of Vairimorpha ceranae, 168 nucleotides long. RefSeq lists its product as hypothetical. Bases 1 to 168 code for a protein of 55 amino acids. The transcript has a single exon. NCBI's taxonomy places the organism in Eukaryota, Fungi, Microsporidia, Nosematidae. The record is from RefSeq and is a predicted model, not a curated record.
AUGGCUCAGUAUUUGUCUGUGAAAGAAAAAUAUAAAAUUAUUUUAAAUGACGAUGUACGUCCAAAAGCUAGUCAUUCACAAAUCAAAAACAUAUUUGAUAUGAUAAUUAAGAAAUAUAUUGAUAAAUCUAUCAUUGGAAAGAUUUUGAGUCCGAAAUUAUUUAUUUAA